CACGUGACUUGCCGUUUCUUUCCAGGCAUCUGAUUGGCUGCUGCUGCCGAGGCAGUGUUUUCAAGUUACAGAUCCCGGAAGUGGGAACCGGACGCGGCUGUGAGCUGCUCGUAACUUUAUUAUGGUUCAGGGAGGUUUUUGUUACUUAAUGAGAGCAGAGAGAUGAAGUCAGGCCGCCAUGUUUGUGUCUCUCUCCCGCUGAACUCUCUCUGACUUCCGGUUGACUUUGUGUCCGCUCGUCACUGACAAACUCAUCAUGGGUGACAGCCGGACUCUGUGUUCGCUCGUCACCGGGCUGUUCCUCGUUAGUGUUCCGGUUCUGUCCGCGGCCCAGCAGCCUCACGUCGUCUUCAUCCUGGCUGAUGACUUCGGCUGGUACGAUGUCGGAUACCACCGCUCCGAGAUCAGAACCCCGAACCUGGACAAGCUGUCGGCUGGAGGAGUCCGCCUGGAGAACUACUACGUCCAGCCGCUGUGCACCCCCUCCCGGAACCAGCUGAUGACCGGCAGGUACCAGAUCCACACGGGCAUGCAGCACCAGAUCAUCUGGCCCUGUCAGCCGUACUGCGUCCCUCUGGAGGAGAAGCUGCUGCCCCAGCUGAUGAAGGAGGCGGGGUACGCCACGCACAUGGUGGGCAAGUGGCACCUGGGCAUGUACAAGAAGGACUGCCUGCCCACACGCCGCGGCUUCGACUCCUACUUUGGUUACCUGACAGGCAGUGAGGAUUAUUACACUCACAUCCGCUGUGUUCCCAUCACGGCUCUGAAUCAGUCUCGCUGCGUGUUGGACCUGCGGGACGGAGAGGAAGUCGCCACCGGGUACAAAGGAGUGUAUUCAACUGAGCUGUUCAGCCAGAAGGCCGUCAGCAUCAUUGAAAAACACACACCUACCAAGCCGCUCUUCCUCUACACGGCGCUGCAGUCGGUCCACUCACCGCUGCAGGUUCCAGCGCGCUACGAGGCUCCUUACAGUUUCAUCAAAGACCCCCAUCGCAGGGCGUACGCCGGCAUGGUGUCGGCCAUGGACGAGGCGGUGGGCAACAUCACUCUGGCUCUGCAGCAGAGAGGACUGUGGGAAAACACCGUGCUCGUGUUCUCCACAGAUAACGGCGGUCAGACACUGCACGGUGGAAGCAACUGGCCUCUGCGAGGGAGGAAGUGGUCUCUGUGGGAAGGAGGGAUCCGUGGCGUAGGAUUCGUCGCCAGCCCGCUGCUGAAGCAACCAGGAACCGUCAGCCGCGAGCUCAUCCACAUCUCCGAUUGGCUGCCAACUCUCGUCGGCCUGGCGGGAGGGAGCACCAACGGGACGAAGCCGCUGGAUGGAUUCGACAUGUGGAACACAAUCAGUAAAGGCCUCGCCUCGCCCAGACUGGAGCUGCUGCACAACAUCGACCCUCUGUACAACGACAUCGCUCCAUGUCCUGGCACCAGGCGGCAGUUAACUUUGGCUCGGGCGGUCAGCUCCGGCUUCAAUGUGUCCAUUCACGCCGCCAUCCGAUCCUCCAACUGGAAGCUGCUGACUGGAUACCCGGGUUGUGCCGUCUGGUUCCCGCGGCCGGGUCAGAACAGCUCCGAGUCGGAGGAUCCACUGAAGCCCGUGAUGCUGUUCGACAUCGAGGAAGAUCCGGAGGAGAGGAACGAAGUCUCCGCUCAGUUCCCCAUGGUGGUGGAGUAUCUCCUCAGUCGGCUCCAGCACCACCAGAAAAGCGCUCUGCCGAUAAACUUCCCCGCUGAUGACCCCAGAUGUGACCCGGGCCCCACUGGAGCCUGGGGACCCUGGGCUUAGAUAACAGUGAUGAAGCUUUGUUUACUGAGAAUCACAACAGCUGGAACCUGAUUUGUCAACACGAAUGAAGUUCUAGAAUUUUUAUCAACGUAAAGUUUUCAGGACAGAAAGAUUUCACCUACCACACUCGUGUGUCUUUGUCAAGAUCUUUCCCGACCGUUCAGGAGACACUAAAGACUUUGAUGUCUUUAGAAUAUAAAAAACUUUUUAGGAUCACAAGAAAAUCAUCUUCCAUCUUAGAUGUCUGUUGGUAACCACAUGUGACUGAAUCACUGUGCAGCGUCCAAAGUGCUGAGAAAGCUUAAAAUCAGGAGAGCAAAUAUUUGACUUCCAUUGAUGAGGAGGCCAGAAACAAAUACACGGCUCCAGAUAAAUGUUAAUGUGUGUCUGCUGCAUGUUUACAAAGGAAACUGAUUGCCAACAUGUUAUCUGCAUCAGGUGGUAAUGUGUCAGAGUUUACAACUUGUCGUAUUCCCCCUCAAGGACCAAAGAAUGAGUUUAACUGUGCUCUAUUUUUUUUAUUUUAAUGAUUCGUACUGCACUGCUUGGAAAAGAAAUCAUACAGAAUAAAGAGGCCAAAGUGUUGUGAUA
This is a messenger RNA of Acanthopagrus latus (yellowfin seabream), 2377 nucleotides long. It is a transcript of the gene arsb, whose product is annotated as arylsulfatase B. The transcript is spliced from 8 exons. Bases 257 to 1786 code for a protein of 509 amino acids. Lineage: Eukaryota; Metazoa; Chordata; Actinopteri; Spariformes; Sparidae. The record is from RefSeq and is a predicted model, not a curated record.